Messenger RNA from Equus caballus (horse), 4210 nucleotides. Its product is annotated as protein NipSnap homolog 3A. NCBI's taxonomy places the organism in Eukaryota, Metazoa, Chordata, Mammalia, Perissodactyla, Equidae. The record is from RefSeq and is a predicted model, not a curated record. Gene Ontology annotation, cellular component: mitochondrion.
AAGAAAAUCAGAGGAUCAAGUGGAGGCACAAUGUUUGAAUACUAGAAGUUUCAGAGAUAAAGAAGGGAAGAAAAAAUCCAAGAAACACAAUAAAUUUUUCAUAAGUAAAGAGUUUCCAGAUUGAGAAGGUCUACUCAGGGAGACACAAGGGAUGAAAAAAGACCUACUCCAAGGAUUAUCAUUGUGAAAUUUCAGACAGUCAGACAAUGAGAAAAACAUAAAAGCUGCCAGGGAGAGAAACAAGCACAUACAAGGAAUCAGGGUUCAGAAAGGCAUGGAUUUCUCACUAGAAGCUAUAAGGCAAUGGUGCAUUGCCUUCAAAAAUAUGAGCAAAAAUUAUUUCCAAUGUAGAAUUUUAUACCCACCCAAACUAUAAAUUAAAGGGGUUGAUAAAGUAAAGGCAUAUCUAAAGGUGCAAGUCUCAAAAGUUUAAUUCCCAUGUACCCUCUCCUAAUUAGGAGUAAAUGAAAAAAAAAAAAAGAUACAACAUCCUGGAAACAGAAGCUCCAAUACAAGACAAAUGAGAUUCCCCAGGAUAUCAUGAAAGAUCCCAGAAUUACUACCAUGCCAUCUAGAACAACUAGUCCACACUGGAGCAAGAAAACAAAGGAUUCCCAAAAAAUAACUCUAGAAGAUGAAAUUGAUAAGUUGAUUAAUGGGUUUAAUCACAUUGAAAGGAAAUUUAUUCUUUUGGCAAAGAAUUUGAUGAUAAAUAAGUGACAGUAAGGAAAACAAUAGAAACAAACAAAGCAAAGAUAGAGAAAAAAGAGAUAGUCACCCUCCUAUGAUUAAGAGCAUAGGUUUGAGCCAUAAGGCAGUAGCUUAAACUAGAAGAUGAUUUCUCAUGUAAAAGAAGUCCAGACACGGGCAGUCCAGGGCUCCUGGCGUGGUGUUCCAUGGCAUCAGAACCCAGGCUUCUUCUCUCAUGUUCCACCAUCUUCAGCAUGUGACUUCUAGCUCAUACUCCAAGCCACGGACAUCCACAUUAAAGGAAGCAGAAAUAAGAAAGGGACAAAGAGGGGAAUAACCCCUCCUACACGGCUUUAGGAUCACUCACAGUGGGUCGUAAAUUCACCAACAUCCCACUGGCCAGGACUUACUCACAUGGCUGCACCAAGCUGCAUGGGUUCUAUUACUAAUUCACAAAAGGUGGGAGGGAUGAAGAAUGCCUGUUGGGAAACAGCUGGCACUCUCUGCCACCUGCCUCCAGCACUUCUAUUCUCCAUAUCCUACUGUGUUUUUUAUCAUAGCAUUUACUAACCCCUGAUAUAUUUUCUCUCCAUUUGUUUGUUCUCCCCAACCUGUAAGUUCCAAGAGGUCAGGGACUUUGUCUUUUGUUCGCCUUUCUACCCAGUUUCUGGAAAAGUGCCAGAAGCAUAGAAGGAAUUUAAUAAACAUUGGCUGAAUGAGUGAAUGAAUUAAUUCCAGGGGGGAGAAGUCUAAGAAAAUAAGUUUAAAUAUAAAGAUCCAGUCAGGGCAGAGAUGAAGCUUUGUUUCGUCUAGAUUAGUUAGAAGUGAAUGCCUAUCAUCUGGAAAAACCGACCCCCCUCUGGAAUUACUAAUUUUAAAAAGCCUCCGUUUUCUAAAUAGAUGAUUGAAAAGUCAUUGCACAAAGCACAAUCCAUACAACCACAGGUGAUAACCCUGUAAUAAUUCCCUAGUCUUAAUAAUUAAGCAAUAUUACACUAGUGUUCUCAAUAAUGUAAUUAGCAAGAAUAAUGUAACAAUAUCAUGUAUAAAGUAAAAUAACGUAUUCAAAUAAUUAUUUUAAUGUAAGCAUUAUUAAAUACAGGAAAAUAAGUUAUUUGGAGGGAGCAGUAUAAAAGAGACAAAUCCUCUUCUUCCACAGAAGGAAGUCACUAGACACUAUCUAUAACCGAAAAAAAUCAAGAAAUGGCAAACAAUGCUUAUUAUUUAAAUACCAAGGCAGGCAUUAGAGGAAAAAAGAGCUUGAAAUGUUGAAGGUGUUUAUUCUGAUGACCAAUAAUCAGGGAUAGGCAAGACCAGAUCAGAGGUCAACUGUUUCGCGUAUAAGGCUUACAGAAUUAUCUAGUUUUAACCACGUAUGUUUAACUAUGACUUUUUCAUAUCUAGCUCGGUGCCCCCACUCCUCUGAGCUCCUGAGAAACACAAUGUAAAUUGUUAGGAGCCUUACAACGUCACGCUGGAGGCGGCGACGAGGGAGGAGAAUUCACUUAGUGCAAAACAGCGAAGGCUCCCUAGUCGGCAUCAUACCCAACAAAACCCUCCACCAUCGUAACACAAAGCAUCACACCUGCGCAUCCAUCCUCCCCCUCACGGACAGACACCCGCGUCCACACACACAUUCACGAGUCGUUCCCAACUGAGCGUGGAAAUGAGGCAACGGGCCCGGAAAGCAGGUCCGGGAGCGACCUCAGCCUUCAGCCAAUCCUAACGUCCCCUCGGACGUCCCGGGUGAGACGGUCUGAGGAAACCCACGGGACCCGAGGCUCCGUGCGGACACACACGCGCCACGCCGGCCCGCCUGGCGGACUGGGCGAUCGGGCCGCGCCUCCCCAGCGUCGGGGCGGAGCUGACCCCGCCGGGCCCGCCCCGAGCCUGCGCCGCCCUGGCUGCGGUCGCCGCUCUCCGCCAGUCGGGAAGGCGUAGGACGACGAGACUCCGAGAGAAUCCCGGCUGGCUGCCGUCUGCGCUCGAAGCGGCGCCAUGCUCGGCCUCCGAAGCUGCCUGACCAGGGUUCUGGCCGCGCGGACGUUCGCGCCUCAGGUGUGCUCAUCUUUUGCUACAGGCCCCAGACAAUAUGAAGGAACGUUCUAUGAAUUCCGUACCUAUUAUCUUAAGCCCUCAAAGAUGAAUGAGUUCCUGGAAAAUUUUAAGAAAAACGUUCAUCUUCGGACAGCUCAUUCUGAAUUGGUUGGAUUUUGGAGUGUAGAAUUUGGAGGCAGAAUGAAUAAAGUGUUUCAUAUUUGGAAGUAUGAUAAUUUUGCUCAUCGAACUGAAGUUCGGAAAGCCUUGGCCAAAGACAAGGAAUGGCAAGAAAAAUUUCUCAUUCCCAACUUGGCUCUUAUUGAUAAACAAGAGAGUGAGAUUGCUUACCUGGUGCCAUGGAGCAAAUUAGAAAAACCUCCAAAAGAAGGAGUCUAUGAACUGGCUACUUUUCAGAUGAAACCUGGUGGGCCAGCUCUGUGGGGUGAUCCAUUUAAAAGGGCAGUUCAUACUCAUGUCAAUCGAGGCUACUCAAAACUAGUUGGAGUUUUCCACACAGAAUAUGGAGCACUCAACCGAGUUCACGUUCUUUGGUGGAAUGAGAGUGCAGAUAGUCGAGCAGCUGGGAGACAUGAGUCUCAUGAGGAUCCCAGAGUUGUGGCAGCGGUUCGAGAAAGUGUUAACUUCCUUGAGUCUCAGCAGAAUAUGCUUCUGAUUCCUACCUCAUUUUCACCGUUGAAAUAGUUUUCCACUGAAAUACGAAGCAUUUCAUUAACUGCCAUAAGAUGUGUCUGCUAAAGGUGCUUAAAUUCUCCCAAGAGAUUCUCAUUUUUAUUUGAAGGAGGUGGUGAGUUAAUUCACUAUGUCCCUUGCAUUUUUAAAAGCUACCUUUUUACAUUGUCACGACAACUUCAGGAACUAGUUCUGUUCAUUUUCCCCUUGGCAUUUCAGUAACUGUCAUACGUUAUAAAAAUACUUUUAAUUACUACAAGAUCUUGAUUUUUCACUUGUUUCAGAAUAUCUCUUAUUCUCUAUUUUGACAAGCUUCUGCUUUUAUAGCAUUUUAUUAUAUUCAAAUGAUUACAUUUCCAUGCCUGUGAUAAUAUUUUUAAUUAUUUAUAUACAUUGUCAACCUUUUCAUUGUUUCUGUUUUUCUGAGAUUUUCAAAGUUUUUUCCAAUAAAGUUUAUUUUGUAAUACUAAAGAGGAUUCAUAAAAACAUUAAACAUAUUUCUUUACUAUGGAAAAGUAUAUCAUCUGUGUCACCUGUAUUAAUUAUGGUUUUCACAUUAAUAAUUCAUCACUUACUUGAAAAAUACUAUUAGGUCCUGGUAUUAAAAAUCUCAGUUGAAGAUUCAUUGGUUUAUAUGCUGAAAUGUCUUCAUUUACAGUUAAUUUUACUAAUUCUUACUUCAAUUUGGAUCACUGUUUAAGAGAGAUACUUGGGACAUCUGUUUGUUUUAAUGAGAGAUUUAUGGUUAUGGAAAUGUUUGCCCUAAUAAAAGCCUAUAUAACCAUUCUGA